Messenger RNA from Rhodotorula graminis WP1, 1767 nucleotides. RefSeq lists its product as uncharacterized. NCBI's taxonomy places the organism in Eukaryota, Fungi, Basidiomycota, Microbotryomycetes, Sporidiobolales, Sporidiobolaceae. The coding region runs from base 1 to 1767 and encodes 588 amino acids. The record is from RefSeq and is a predicted model, not a curated record. The transcript has 5 exons. Gene Ontology annotation, molecular function: NAD+ binding.
AUGCACACCGUGUCGCUGCCGCCUGCAGGCGCACCAGCACCCGACGAGGCCACCGCCAAGGCCCUCGACACGCUCACGCUCGCCGUGGCCCGCUCGAAACGCGCCGUCCUCCUCGUCGGCGCGGGCAUCUCGACCAGCGCAGGCAUCCCUGACUUCCGCUCGCAAGGCACGGGCCUGUACUCGACCCCGUCCCCUCCCUCGACCUCGACCUCGACCUCGCGCACGCCUCCUCCCGUCACACCUCCCGCGACGCUCAAGGGCCCCGCGCUCUUCUCUGCGGCCGUGUACUCGUCGCCCGACACGACCGCCGAGCACCUGCGCUUCAUCGCCGCCUUCAAGCGCUCGCUCGACUCGGUCACGCUCGACCCGUCGUCGUCGUCGUCGACGACCGCCGGCCGCCCAGGCCCCGCCACGCCGACGCACGACUUCAUGCGCCUCCUCAAGAAGCGCAACAAGCUCCUGCGCGUGUACACGCAGAACAUCGACGGGCUCGAGGGCGUCGGGACGGGCUUGGUCCCCGUCGCGCUCGAGGGCAUCACGCCUCGAGCUGCAGCGCCGUCGUCGUCAAGUGCGGCCGCCGGCAAGGGCAAGGGCAAGGCCAAGGUCGAGGGCGACUAUGUGCAGCUGCACGGGGCGGUGCACGCCGUGCGCUGCACCGGGUGCGACUUUGUGCGGACGUGGACCGACGAGGACGGCGACGUGUUUGCGAGCGGCAGCGUCGGCGUGUGCCCGCAGUGUGAGGAACGAGCCUCGGUCCGACUCGCGCGCGGCCAGCGCACCCUGUCGUCCCUGUCGCGCGCCUUCCUCCGCCCGUCCAUCACGCUCUACAACGAGGCGCCACCCUCCUCGGCCGCCCUGACGAUCGGCGCCCUGUCGCUGUCGGACCUGUCGGGCUCGCCCGGCCCGGACGUCAUGCUCGUCCUCGGCACGAGCCUCAAGAUUCCCGGCUUCAAGAAGCUCGUCAAGGAGUUUGCGAGGAGCGUCAAGAGUCGAGGCGGCGUGCGCGUGCUCGUCAACCGCGAGGAGGUCGGGAGCAAGAGCGAGUGGCGCGACGUGUUCGACUACCAGGUGCUCGGCGAUACGGACGCGUUCGUGACGCGCCUCGUCGGCGACUGGAAGCGCCUGCGGCCGCAAGAUUGGUCGGGCAAGCAGGCGACGCUCGGCGAGCUCUUUGCGUCGUCAAAGGGGGCCGCUGUCGCUCCUUCCAGCAAGAAAGCCCCUCCACCGAGCCCUCGCAGGCCGCUCGCACCCCUCUCGACCAACGGCACGCCUCCCUCGCCCGCGCGCACGACCAAGAAGCGCCCCGCGUCCUCGCCCUCGCCCGAUCCCGCCUCGCCCUCGCCUUCGAAGCGCGCCCGUCACCACCUCGCGCCGCCGACCUGCCCUCCCUCUUCGCCCUCGCCCUCGUCGACCGCCGUCACACCCGGCUCGACGCUGCGCAUGACGCGCAACUCGCUCGUCCUCCGAGGCGUCGAGCUCCCUCCCCUCCCUGCGCUCGCGACGCCCCCUUCCCCUCGCCGUCCCGCCGCCGCCGCCGCCGCCGUGGGCGCACUCGGCCCGCCUCGUCACGCGACCUUUGCGCGCUCGUCCGGCUCGCCGACCAAGACGGGCGCGAGCCGCAAGGCCAUCGCGAGCGCGUUCAAGCCGCCGAGGAGGAGCGCGAGCCCGAGCCCGUGCCCGUGUUCGAGUUCGAGCGUGCGGCCGGGCUUCGAGGUCGAGCUGAGGCGGUCGAGCAGGACGGUCGGUGCGGUAGGGAGGGGACGAUGA